UUGGCAAUCACCCAUUUCAGCUGAUUGCCAAAAUUUAGGGUUAUAAAACGGCUGGCAUUCAAGACAGUGCGUAUGAGGCUAUCCCCGAGAGUUAUCUUCACACUGUUGAGAAACGCAAAGCGAUAAGCAGAGAGCUCGCCGCACUUAACUAUACUCUAUACUCAACCUUAUUCUUGUUUCUAUAAUAUGAGUUUUUCACAAAAAAGUCAUCUAACUGAACAGGGACUUGUUCACGUUGGAGAGAAACUUUUUUCUUGUGGUAUAUGCAACAAGAGUGUUUCGCAAAAAAGUUAUCUAAUUGAACACAGUUGUGUUCACACUGGUGAGAAACCUCAUACUUGUAGUAUAUGCAACAAGAGUUUUUCGUACAGAAGUUAUCUAAUUGAACACAGACGUGUUCACACUGGUGAGAAACCUUAUUCUUGUAGUAUAUGCAACAAGAGUUUUUCACAAAGAAGUCAUCUGACUCAACAUAGUCGUGUUCACACUGAUGAGAAACCUCAUUCUUGUAGUAUAUGCAACAAAAGUUUUUCUCGAAAAAUUUCACUAACUGAGCACAGUCGUGUUCACACUGGUGAGAAACCUCAUUCUUGUAGUAUAUGCAACAAGAGUUUUUCGCAUAAAAGUCAUCUGACUAAACACAGUCGUGUUCACACUGGUGAGAAACCUUAUUCUUGUAGUAUAUGCAACAAAAGUCUUUCACAUAAAAGUUAUCUAACUGAACACAGGCGUGUUUACACUGGUGAGAAACCUUAUUCUUGUUUAUGUAAUGUGAGUUUUUCACGAAAAAGUCAUCUAACUAAACAGGGUCUUGUUCACAUUGGAGAGAAACCUUUUUCUUGUGGUAUAUGCAACAAGAGUUUUUCGCAACAAAGUUAUCUAAUUGAACACACUCGUGUUCACACUGGUGAGAAACCUUAUACUUGUAGUAUAUGCAACAAGAGUUUUUCGCACAGAAGUUAUCUAAUUGAACACAGACGUAUUCACACUGGUGAGAAACCUUAUUCUUGUAGUAUAUGCAACAAGAGUUUUUCGCGUAAAUGUCAUCUGACUAAACACAGUCGUGUUCACACGGGUGAGAAACCUUAUUCUUGUAGCAUAUGCAACAAGAGUUUUUCGCUAAAAAGUCAUCUGACUAUACACAGUCGUGUUCACGCUGGUGAGAAACCUCAUUCUUGUAGUAUAUGCAACAAGAGUUUUUCUCAAAAACGUUAUCUAACUAAACACAGUCGUGUUCACACUGGUGAGAAACCUUAUUCUUAAAGUAUAUUCAAUAAAAGUUUUUAUGCAAAUAAGUUAUCUGUCUAAGGACAGUCUCGUUCACAUUGUUGAGAAUCUUUACUCUCUUGCCACAUGUAAAGAGUUUUUCAUGCAAAAGUCAUCUGACUAAACAUGGUUAUGUUUAUACUAGUGAAAAACUUAUUUAUGCAGUAUAUGUAAUAAGAGUUUUUCACAUAGAGGUUAUAUGACUGAGCACUUUUUGCUCAUAUUGGAGAGAAGCCUUAUUCUUGUUGUAUAUGUAACAAGAAUUUUACUCACAACAGUAAUCUGAUGAAACAAAGCAUUAUUCAUACUAGUGAGAAACCUGAUUCUUGUAGUCAAUUUUUAACCCCCUAUUCACCGUUGACACUGACGUACCGCGAAAACCUGGUUUGAAAAUAUUGACCACAAGUCGAAAAGUGCAUUUUUCAUUAUUUUGGACAGUCUGUUUCCUAACUGGGGUUUUCUUAACUCGCUGCUAACUUGCACUCCGGUGUUAGAUUUACAUUUUUAUUGACUGUGUUUGAUUUCAAUUUUCGCUGCUAUUUUUUAAAAAAAAUUUCUAUGAAAGAAUUAAAAAUGGAUUGCAUUGAGUGAUUAAAUUUGAAUCACUCUUUUAUUGGACAAAUAAAAAAGAUGUUAAGUUUCGUUUUCCUAA
This is a messenger RNA of Parasteatoda tepidariorum (common house spider), 1918 nucleotides long. The record is from RefSeq and is a predicted model, not a curated record. Lineage: Eukaryota; Metazoa; Arthropoda; Arachnida; Araneae; Theridiidae.